Messenger RNA from Cottoperca gobio, 1282 nucleotides. RefSeq lists its product as uncharacterized. The coding region runs from base 99 to 713 and encodes 204 amino acids. The transcript has 7 exons. The record is from RefSeq and is a predicted model, not a curated record. Lineage: Eukaryota; Metazoa; Chordata; Actinopteri; Perciformes; Bovichtidae.
GGAGUUACGAUGCCAGUUGUUGCGAAACUUCCUAUCUGCAUCCUGGGACCGUUGCAAAAACACGUUUAAAAACGGAAUUUAUCGCGGAUAUUGUCAACAUGGAAGAAGAAGCAGCAGUUGUGGAGGAAGGCAUCAGUGGAUCUCAGAGCCCCCUGGUCGCAAUCCACUUCCAGAAAGACGUCAACAGGAAACUGAAGUACCUGGAGGCUGAACCCAAAGCUCUGGGGAUCACUCAGAUUGGCCUGAGUGUGUUUCAGAUCACCUGUGUGGGUGUGUUUCUGUCCAAAAACCUGAGUAACAUAAGCAUCGACAUUCCUCUCUUCAUUUCAUGUCUACUGGUGAUAAUAGCUGGGAGUUUGGCUGUAGCAGCUCAGAACCUCCAUCUGCCAACUCUGAGGGCCUGUUUGGGGAUGCAGAUUGUGGCCUGUGGUGCCUCCAUCGUCGGCAUGAUCUGCUCUCUGGCUAAAAUGGAUGGUUCGCCCAAUAUGUGCUGGCAUUAUGACCAUAAUGAGAACACCACCUCUUUUCGCAUAGACUGCCAUUACAUUGAGAGCAUCCUUUCACACUUUUGUGCAGAGUGUAUAGUCAUUCAUGUAGUACUGGUGGCCAUCUCCGUCACUCUGGCCGCCUACUGCUGCAAGGUGGUCAACUGCUGCUCGCCAGCUCCAAGAGUACCUGUGAUCAUUGUACAAGCGCCCCCUGUCCAACAGUGAGGAGACAAAGUGGACAAGCUCAGAAGACAGAUGUUACAGCUACAUACAAAUGCUACACAAAUUUAAAGCUGCACUUUUUGUAUUAACAAUGCAUCAAAUGACUAUGUGUUAUGUGAAAGGGGUUGGUUGUAGUGACAAACCCACAAAGAGUCUGCAGUUCCCCUCAGCUCGUUGUUUUGGUUCUCCGCGCUGCUAUACUUAUCAACCUCAUUAUCAGCCACUGCACGCUCCCUGCACAGCAGCAAACAGCAGACAGACGCAGUUUGAGACUAGCUGGUGAACACAGUGGAGUGUUUAGCGGCGAGAGAGACAGAUACUUUUCCCAGGAGUUGGUGGAGACCAAAGCAGAGCUAAAAGGAGAGUGAAUAUGGAACUUGCAUUCAUCAGGUGGACACAAACACGACUGAAUGCUAAUGUUGGUGCCUGAUGGAUGUGUAAAUAUCCAAAUGUUUUUCUAACAUAUUUGUCAUAACCACUUUAUAAGGUGAGAAUAUAUGAAUUAUGUGCUUCCAGCUUGUUUCACUGCAAGUGGUGAAAAUUAAAUCAAUAAAUGCAGCUUGAAGAAAGAA